Molecule: messenger RNA, 969 nt
Organism: Plasmodium gallinaceum
Lineage: Eukaryota; Apicomplexa; Aconoidasida; Haemosporida; Plasmodiidae
Product: 4-nitrophenylphosphatase, putative
Exons: 1
Coding region: 1-969 (322 amino acids)
Molecular function (GO): phosphatase activity
Source: RefSeq, a predicted model, not a curated record
AUGUCAUUAAUUUAUUCAUGUAGAAACAAUGAAGAUGACUUAAUUAAAAUUGAAAAAAAAUAUGAAAAGUUCAUGAAAGAAUGGAACAUAAAAAAUUUAGUUAAUGCAAAAGAUUUCUUAAAAAAUAUUCAAGUGUUUUUUUUUGAUUGCGAUGGUGUUUUAUGGCACGGAGAUGUAUUAAUGGAUAAAGCAAUUGAAGUAGUUGAAAAUUUAUUAAAAGAAGAAAAAAAAGUUUACUUUAUUACAAAUAACUCAACAAAAUCAAGAGAAAAAUUUUUAGAAAAGUUUCACAAAUUAGGUUUCAGUUUUGUUAAAAAAGAAAAUAUACUAUGUACUGCUUAUGCAAUUUCUAAAUAUUUUCAUGAUAAAGAAGAAUAUACUUCAAAAAAAAAAAAAAUUUAUGUGAUUGGAGAAAAAGGAAUAUGUGAUGAGUUAGACUCUUAUGACCUUGAAUGGGUAGGUGGUUUUCAUGAUAAUGACAAAAAGGUUAUUAUUAAAGAUGAUCUAGAAGUAAAAGUUGAUGAAAAUAUAGGAGCAGUUGUAGUUGGGAUGGAUUUUAAUAUUAAUUAUUAUAAAAUUCAAUAUGCUCAAUUAUGUAUAAAUGAAUUAGAUGCUGAAUUUAUUGCAUCCAAUAAAGAUUCUACAGGAAAUUUUACUUCCAAACAAAAAUGGGCAGGAACAGGUUCUAUUGUUUCAUGUAUUGAAGCUGUAGCUCUUAAAAAGCCAAAAAUUUUAGGAAAACCUAAUUUAUUCAUGAUUGAAGAUAUAUUGAAAGAUUUGAAAGUUGAUAAAUCAAAAGUUGUUAUGAUAGGAGAUAGACUAGACACAGACAUUAAUUUCGCUAAAAAUUGCAAAAUUAAAUCUAUUUUAGUUUCUACAGGUGUAACUAAUUCCAAUAUAUAUCUAAAUCAUAAUCAUUUAAAUGUUGAACCGGAUUAUUUUAUGAAGUCCAUUUCGGAACUUUUAUAA